This is a messenger RNA of Oreochromis aureus, 3162 nucleotides long. RefSeq names its product low affinity immunoglobulin gamma Fc region receptor II-like. The record is from RefSeq and is a predicted model, not a curated record. Gene Ontology annotation, molecular function: transmembrane signaling receptor activity. The transcript is spliced from 10 exons. Lineage: Eukaryota; Metazoa; Chordata; Actinopteri; Cichliformes; Cichlidae. Gene Ontology annotation, biological process: cell surface receptor signaling pathway. Bases 87 to 1301 code for a protein of 404 amino acids.
UGACUUGACACAGAAGCCACUCAGCUUCUUUGGAAAAUUCUUUAGUAACACUGGAUUAUUGCAUUGCAUCGUCCUAAAAAUAUUCAAUGUUAAAAUAUAUUUAUUUGCAAGUAGGUACCUCUCCUCGCUGCUGUUACACUUCAGUUUACUCUGCAGUCUUUACUCUGCAGAUAGACAACAUGGACGUCAGAGCUCUGUGCAUCAGACUGUUGAUGACCAUCAUGAUUCUGCUUGGUGUACAAGGUCAGAAAGUUGAUGCAGUUUCUCUUCGUGUUGUUCCAAACAGAUUGCAGUUCUUUGAAUAUGAAUCAGUAACAUUUUACUGUGAAGGAGUCGAUUAUUGUGAAGUUGUGCAAAAAUUCAAAGGGAAAAUAAAAUCAUGUAACAGAACUAACGUGAAGACACCAACAGGAUCAUCCUGCAAGAUGAAAACUCUUUAUACAGACGACAGUGGAGAGUACUGGUAUGACACUGAAGGAGGAAUAAGAAGUAACAUUAUCAACAUCUGUGUCACUAAUGGUCCUGUGAUCCUGGAGAGUCCUGCUGUUCCUGUGUUAAUUGAAGAAACUGUGACUCUGAGCUGCAGAAACAAAACUAUUUCCUCCAACUUUACAGCUGAUUUCUACAAAGAUGGAGGUCACAUCCAUAGAAGCUCCACAGGAAACAUGACCAUUCACAGAGUUUCAAAAUCAAACGAGGGACUUUACAAGUGUAACAUCUCAGGAGCUGGAGAAUCACCAGAGAGCUGGCUGAACAUCACAGACUCUCAAAAUGUAAAUUCAACUACUAAUCCAGACAGUCACAAAGAGGCAGGUCCUUCCUCCUCUGCUGCCACACCUUGGAUCACUGCCACCAUUUUAUUUAUUUUUCUCUUGAUUGUGACCAUGGGACUGUAUCACUUUAGCAAAGAGGCCAGUAGAGUGAAUGCAGGUAGAGCAACAUGUGCUGCUGUAAGAAAAAACAGGAAGAAGAAAGAAAAUAGUCCUGCACUGUCCUCUACACCAGUUUACUACAGCUUUGUCCCGAGCGACGCUCAACCACAAGAUGGACUGUCCAGUAGACCUAUUUACAGCUUAGCCCAGGGUGACACUCAACCACAAAAUGAAGAUGAACUGUCUUCUAGAUCCAUUUACUACAGUUUAGCCCAGGGUGACACUCAGCCACAAGAAUCAGAACCCACCAAAAAAAUCCUCUCACCAGGUAUAAACCAACCCAUACCAGAGAAUCUCUUUUAUUCUCCAAUACAGAUGGUAAGACUGGGGGCAGCUAUGCCUUAUGUGUUGCAUUCAGAUAAUAUGUGAUGAAGAUGAAUAAAUGGGAUGAAUGGGUUUCAUAGUGUAGACACUCCAAUGCUAACUCCAGUGUUAUAAUAUAGAUAUACAGUGGUGUGAAUAAGUUUUGGCCCCAUCCUGAUUUCCUAGUGUUUUGCAUUGUCAUAAUAACAUGUUUCAGAAAUAUCAAACACAUUUUAAUAACAGACAACGAUAACUCGAGUAAAUACAAAAUGCGAUUUUUAAUUAACAAUUCCAUUGAUUGAGGGAGAAAAGUUAUACAAACCUACCUGAUCCUGUGUGAAAAAUGAUUACUCUUUUUGUUAAAUCAUGAAUUAACUGUGAUUAAUCACAUUGUUUGGAAAGCUGGGAAAGUUCAGUUUCACUAACAGUACUCAGGCCUGAUUACUGGCAGACUUGUUGAAUCAAGAAAUCACUUAAAAAAACAAAACAAAACAACAACAUCAUCAUCAUCUAAAGAAACACCGGAGAAACAAAGCCGCUGAAAUCUAUCAGUCUGGAAAGGGUAACAAAGCCAGUUCUAAUGCUUUGGCACUCUAAUGAACCACGGUAAGAGCCAUUAUUAUACAAAUGGAAAAAAUCCUGGAAGAGUGGUGAAUCUUCCCAGGAGUUACUGGUCUACCAAAAUUACUUCAAGAGCACAUCAACGAAUCAUCCAGGAAGUCACAAAAGAACUCAAAGAACCACAGGCCUCAUGUUUCAGUUAAGGUCGGAGUUCAUGAUUCAACCAUAAGAAAGAGACUGGUUAAAAAUGAUGGAAGAAUUCAAGGAGAAAACCACGGGUGAUCAUAAAGCCAUGCCUCACAUUUGCCAAAAAACAUCUUCAUGACCUCAGAAACUUUUGGGAAUAUAUUCUGUGGACUGACAAAACAAAAGUUUAUUUUUUUGGAAAGUUUGUGUCACAUUACAUCUGCAAUAAAACUAACAGCAUUUAAGAAAAAGAACAUCAUAGCAACUGUAAAAUAUGGUGGUGGUAGUGUGAAGGUCUGGGGGUCUUUUGCUGCCUUAGCCAAAGCAUCCUGAAGGAGAAUGUCCGGCUAUCUGUUCGUGACCCCAAGUGAAGCAGACUUGUGUUUUACAGCAGGGCAAUGAUCCAAAACAAGUCCAGCUCUGAAUGGCUUAAGAAAGACUAAAUGAAGAUUUUGGAGUGGCCUAGUCAAAGUCCUGACCUCAAUACUGACCUGAACUGAGUUGCUGUGGCAUGACCUUAAAAAGGCACAGUACCAUGUAGGUUUGGAUUUUUUCACUCUUAAAAGUAACACCUUUAUUUAGGAACUGCAUUUUGUGUUUACUUGUGUUAUCUAAGUGUGUUAUCUAUUUAAAUUUAUUUGAUCUGAAACAUUUACGUGUAACAAAAAUACAAAAUAUACCAACUAAUACCAACUAAGAAAUCUGGAAGAGGGCAAACACUUUUUCACACCACUGUAUAUAGCUUAUAUACUCACUCUCAAACGUGUGUGUUAAAUAAUGCUGCCAUGAAAAAACACGUAUGUAGAAAAAAAUCCUGAAAAAAUCAGUUCAGAGUAUAAGAAAAAUAUACUUUACAUCAAAAAUGACAAUACAUGUUUGGCAACUACUCGUUGAAGUUAAAAUUGGCUGUUUAAUGUACAGAAUACAAAAAUUGUUUCUAUGUUUUUUUGUUUGUUUUAGUUAAAUUUUAUUUUUUAUCUAUACCAUUCUAUCUUGCAGGUUGCAGAGUGAACUGAUCGAAGACAUAAUCACAUCUCAGUGAGAGAUUUUGUAAUUGAAAAAUUUUCAUUUGGUUUUGGUUUCCAUGUUUAUAAAUUGUGAUAACUUUUGUCUAGUUAGUUAGACAAAUCUGGCUGCCAGACGCACAUGUUUAUAAGUAGAUAUGAGGCUGAAUGCUAAU